ACUUUGGUUUGGAUGAAAACUACUUCAGUUCACUGAGUAACUGUGGAGGUGAACGACGCUAAACAAUGAAGCUCCUGUGAAAAAGUACAGAAAUAGUUUGGAGUAAAGUCGCCGAACACUGCAGGAUCCCUUCUUCUACAUUUCGUUGGUCGAAAACUAUUCAUUGAGCACAAGAUGAUGUCCGACGCCAGCGAUAUGUUGGCAGCAGCCUUGGAGCAAAUGGACGGGAUCAUAGCAGGCUCCAAGGCCAUGGACUACUCUAACGGGUUGUUUGACUGCCAGUCGCCCAGCUCACCUUUCUUGGGUGGCCUCAGGGUGCUGCACCUGCUGGAGGACUUACGGGGAGUCCUGGAGCUCAUGGACAUCGAGGAGAGGGACAACCUGCGAUGUCAGAUCCCCGAUUCCACUGCAGAGGGGCUGGCGGAGUGGCUGCAGGGACGACUGACUAACGGCCACGGCUCAGGAGCAGUCUACCAAGAACGUCUGUCACGACUGGAGAGUGACAAAGAGUGUCUUGUUCUUCAGGUAAGUGUUCUAACAGACCAGGUGGAGGUGCAAGGUGAAAAGAUUCGGGACCUAGACAACUGCCUGGAUCAUCAUCGGGAGAAACUAAAUGCUACUGAGGAGCUGCUACAGCAGGAGCUGUUUAACCGGACAACACUGGAAACCCAGAAGCUGGAGCUGAUGACCGAGUUGUCCAGUCUGAAGCUGAACCUGACGGCUGUGGAGAGAGAUCACAGGGACAAUGAGGGCUUGUACCAGGAAGUAACGGACCUGCGGUUCAGGGUGACUGACAUAGAGAAUGAAAGACUGCUGUGUGAGAAGAAACUCAAAGCUACCAAACAUCCGAAGCGGAGCGCUGAGCGGUUCACUGGAGGCGAGGAGGAGCUGCAGCUUCUGCAGAGUCAUCUGGAGGAGCGAGAGGUGGAGCUGAGGAGGCUGAAGGACGACAGCAGACUGAGGCUGGAGAGCCACCACAGAGCCGAGGGAGGAGAGAGAGAUACAGAAGUGUUGAAGAUGAAGAUGGUGUUGGAGUCGCUGGCGUCGGCUAACGAUGUGAAGGAACGAAGGAUAAAGGAGCUGGAGGAGUCGCUCACAAAGUGCAAGAAAGUGCAGGAGCUGGUCAGAGAGAAGUUAAAGGACGACGACUACGACGAUAUCCCAGAUGAUCCCUCGCUUCCCGUAUCCAUGGAGGUGGAUCAGGUCACGCUGGCGUUGGAAGGGGAGACAGGAAGAAGCUCUGGCGAGUCUAUUCCAUGUAUAGCAGUGCUCUCUGAAAUGAAUGACCUGGACAGAGAACGACUGUUACAGGCAGCCGAAAGCUCCUUAGACGUCCCACAGCCGGGCGGCUCCGCCGUAACCAGCAGCACUGACCAGGCCAAAAAUAGAGCAGGACCUAGUUCCUCAUCUCCUUCCAGAGCAAGUGAGGAGAGUUUUGGUACCAAGAAGGCCCGUUCUUCUUUCGGCCGUGGCUUCUUCAAGCUGCGUGGCGGCAAGCAGGCAGCCAGCUCUCCAAACCUGGCUGAGGCAGAGCGUAAAGGCACAGAGCACUUGGACUUGGCCGGCGUUCCUCCACGAAAAUCUCACGAUGGAGCUCCUCUGCCGUCGUCACCUGAAACCAAAAAGAAGUCCAAAGGCUUCCUGAAAUUCUUUGGCAGGCUAAAGAGGAGUCACUCUACCUCCUUCAACCUCGAUGAUGCAGCUGAGAUGGAGUUCAGGAGGGGAGGAGUCAGAGCCACGGCCGGCCCGCGACUCGGCUGGUCACGUGAAUCCAAACACAAUGCUGUUGAGGUUCCUUUCUCGCGGUGGAGUAAAGAUGAAGUUUGUGCGUGGCUGCAUGAGCAGGGUCUCGGGUUAUAUGUCGCCCAGGGUCAUAACUGGAUCAAAUCGGGACAGACACUACUGCGGGCAUCACAACAUGAUCUGGAGAAGGAGUUGUGCAUGAAGCAGCCCCUCCACAGGAAGAAGUUGCAGCUGGCUCUGCAGGCUCUCGGGUCAGAAGAGGAUUAUCUGAAGGGCAGACUGGACCACAACUGGGUGACCAGGUGGCUGGAUGACAUCGGCCUCCCGCAGUACAAAAGUCACUUUGAUGAGGCUCGUGUUGAUGGAUGCGUGCUGCACUACAUGACAGUGGAGGACUUGCUGUCUCUGAAGGUGGGCAGUGUUCUCCAUCACCUCAGCAUCAAGAGGGCCAUUCAGGUCCUCCGCCUCAACGGCUACGAACCCAACUGUCUCCGGCGACGACCCUCUGACGAGAACAACAUGACGCCAGCAGAGAUCUCCCAGUGGACCAACCACAGAGUGAUGGAGUGGCUGCGGUCUGUGGAUUUGGCCGAAUACGCUCCCAAUCUGAGGGGCAGCGGUGUUCAUGGAGGACUGAUGGUGUUGGAGCCCCGCUUCAACGUGGAAGCGCUCGCCCUUCUGCUCAACAUUCCACCCAACAAAACCCUGCUGAGACGCCACCUGGCCACACACUUCCACCUGCUCAUCGGCUCCGAGGCGCAGCGGCUCAAACAGGACUGUCUGGAAAACCCAGACUACACCGUCCUCACCGCCACCGCCAAGGUCAAGCCUAGACGCCUGUCAUUCGGAGGUUUUGGCACUCUGAGGAAGAAACGUCAGGAUGAUGGCGAUGAGUACGUCUGCCCCAUGAACGUGGAAAUGCCCAAGAGCAGCAGCUUCCAGAGAGGCGUCCGGAUCUAUGAGGAACACCUCGACCACCUGGAACAAAUGGAAGACUCUGAAGGGACCGUGAGACAGAUAGGAGAGUUUUCUGAGGAAAUCAACAAUCUAACGAGCAUGCUGAAGGAAGAUGAGUUCUAUCACGAGAUCUCCGUCGAGGCGGCAGAAACCGAUCACGACCGCGCUGUUUGAUUGAGACGAUGGGCUCCCGAGUCGCUUUGUGACAAAAGAACAAUCUGUGCCAACCGGAAUCCACAUCCCUCCACCGCCCACCGACCUUUGUAGAAGAACAUGUGAGACCACCACUUGACAGUAUUUUCAUCAGUCAGAAGUACAGCCAUAGCUUUCAUCACCAUAUAUAUUUAUUGAAGCUGUCCAAGAUAUAAUGCAUGAACUGAAAAUGCAAGAUUUUAUUGCAUUAAUGUACUUCGUAUUAUUCAAGCAUUUGUUUUCAAUAAUCAUUGAGGUAAGCAUAUUGGUUUUUGGUAUUUCUCCCCUUUGUUUUGAGUGUAGUACUCAAGUUUUAAUGUCCUCCGCUGAGGUCAAAUUCAUUUGUUAGUGGUACGUUAAGUUGCUAUAAGGUCUUUUCAGAUGGAGAGUGACACUCUGACUGCGCUCCACGAGUAAACGACAAGUGCUAUGCGUGGUAACGGCCUCCGUGAACUACUGUAUGUAUCAUCAUAUUUCCAUAAUCAAAGCUUGAUUUAUUGACACGUGACAGUCCUAGAUGCCAACCAGACUGUUAUUGUUGAUAGCCAAAGUUAGCUAAAUUAGCAUUGUCGUUAAAACUAUACUAAACGUUAUCUGAUACAAACGACAGCGAUAGUUUCACACGCCUCUAAUUACAAUGAAAAUGAAUUACAAAGCGCAUCAAUCGCUCCCCGUCUGAAAAGACCUUUAGGUUAUCUUAAACAUCAGUUCAUUGAAA
Messenger RNA from Sebastes umbrosus (honeycomb rockfish), 3610 nucleotides. Its product is annotated as liprin-beta-1-like. Bases 175 to 2874 code for a protein of 899 amino acids. The record is from RefSeq and is a predicted model, not a curated record. Lineage: Eukaryota; Metazoa; Chordata; Actinopteri; Perciformes; Sebastidae. Gene Ontology annotation, cellular component: presynaptic active zone. Gene Ontology annotation, molecular function: protein binding. The transcript is spliced from 26 exons. Gene Ontology annotation, biological process: neuromuscular junction development.